AAAUGGACCGUCCUCUCUGCCUAAAUUAUAUUUCUGAACUGUGAACAGGUGUUGCGGCGCGUAUAAAUACCUGUGCACACGGCGUACCUGCGCCAGUGCAGCAGCGUUCACAGAUUAGGAAUAGAAAUGUCCUCGACUGAGGGAAACACUCAGUCGUACAAGAUGAUGUCUUUAGACCACGACAUCAACCAGCACUUUCAGGAUGCCAUCGAUGUGCUUCAGCAGCAUUCCCACAGUUCAUACUACGAUUCAGAUUACACAUAUUAUGAGCAUCUGAGCUUACAGCAGUCGUCUCUGCCGUGUCAGAUCCGCUGUCUCUUCACGCACCAAUCGGACGUCCCGGCUCCAGUGCUGGACUGGAGUGACACAACUCAGUCUUGGAGUCAGGCGAUGACUGACGUCCCGUCGAGUCACCCGGUGAAGAACGAAACGCCUCAUUUUUACUCCAUCUUACAGCCGCAGAGAAACAGCAAAGGUCGUAAAAAGCUCAGACUUUAUGAAUACCUCCAUGAGGCCCUGAACGACCCCAGCAUGGGCGACUCGAUCCAGUGGACGGACAGCGGCAGCGGAACUUUCCACUUCGUCUCCAAAAAUAAAGAGAAGCUGGCUGAGUGCUGGGGACAGCGUAAGGGCAACCGCAAGACCAUGACUUACCAGAAGAUGGCGAGAGCUUUGAGAAACUACAGCCGCACAGGCGAAAUAGUCAAAGUGCGCCGCAAGCUCACCUACCAGUUCAACGCGGACAUCCUGCACAAGCUCGGCUCCGCGCAGGCCCCCAUGCACCUGCCCUGCCACGCGGCACCACCGGAGGUCCAGACCCAGCAGCAGAACCCGGCCGAGCAGAGCUACUGCGGUUCUGCGGGCGCGGACUGGCCCAGCUGGUACGGACACUAUCAGCUCCAGGAAGACUACGACCUGGCGACGAGCUUCACUUCGCACGCGGCGACCAAACUCUAGGCUCCAGCAAACUUUAGGGGUUUACGUUGUAAAAAGUCAGACACCGACAAAAGAAAUUUUAGCAAUUUGUGUAAAUAUUUUGUACAUUUCUAUGACCAGUUUUAUAUUUUUUAUCACAUUAAAAUUUCAUUGAAUCUCA
Oryzias melastigma (Indian medaka) is the source of this 1096-nucleotide messenger RNA. RefSeq names its product Spi-C transcription factor (Spi-1/PU.1 related) (gene spic). The transcript is spliced from 5 exons. Gene Ontology annotation, biological process: regulation of transcription by RNA polymerase II; cell differentiation. Bases 127 to 957 code for a protein of 276 amino acids. The record is from RefSeq and is a predicted model, not a curated record. Lineage: Eukaryota; Metazoa; Chordata; Actinopteri; Beloniformes; Adrianichthyidae. Gene Ontology annotation, molecular function: DNA-binding transcription factor activity, RNA polymerase II-specific; sequence-specific DNA binding. Gene Ontology annotation, cellular component: nucleus.